UUCGGUUCCACUUUAAAACAGGUUUUUUUUCAUUUUUGCCUACAGCCUGCUGAGACACACACAAAAACACACACACACACACACACACAACAUUCAGCAUGUUGAAGCGCUGUCUGCUGAGCAGGCUCCUCUCGGCUCUGAUAAUUCUGAGCAGCAUCCCGGCUCAUGUGGACGGGCAUGAGUCGGCACAAUGCAUCUGUGGCGCUCACAGUCCUGGUGAUGUUGAGAUUGGAAUAAUGCUGCCAUGUCAUCGCAAAGUGACGGCUCUUCAUGCCCGGAUCACACCUGAAAGCUUCCACUGCUCAGAUUUUGAUCUCGAGUCAUUUGUGAAAUCUUUGGCUGUAAUCCACGAAAUUGAGGAGAUAAACGCAGCUCGCUUCCUCCCAGGAGUGCGACUUGGGUAUAUGAUGUGUGACACAUGCUCAUAUGCGAGUAAAGCAUUGCAGAAUGUGGGGCACAUGCUCGCAGUUAACAUGUCUCUAAAUGUUAAGUGUGACUACACUGACUUCAGGCCCAGAGUCAAGAUCAUUGUAGGAGCAUUGUACUCUGAGGUUUCUAUCGCUGUGGCCAGACUGCUGAACGUGUACAUGGUUACUCUGCUGAGUGGCACAUCGUCCUCACCAGAACUGAGUGAUAAAACACGCUUCCCGGUUUUUAUGCGCACUAUCCCAAGCGAUAAACAUCAGACCAAAGCAGUGGCCAGAUUCAUGCAUCAUUUUGACUGGAACUGGGUCGGUGUUGUGUAUGGGGACGACGACUACGGCAGAGCGGCUUUCCAGAGCUUCCUCAGGGAUGCUGACGUAAAUAGUGUGUGCUUGGCCUACCAGGAGGUGGUGCCUCAUUACCUUGAUCAUGCACACAGCAUGCAACGUAUAAAGGAAGUCGCACAGCGGAUCCGCUCCUCCGAUGCUCAGGUGGUACUACUAAUCCUCAAGGCAGACCUGGUGAAGGCCCUUUUUAAGGAAAUGAUCAGGACCAAAACAUCGAGGACAUGGAUUGCAAGUGAUAGCUGGUCCAGGAACUGGUUGCUUGCCCAAAUGGAUGGUAUUAAUGAGGUUGGGGACAUCUUGGGCUUUACUUUUAUUGCAGGCAAAAGUGAAUCAUUUGAUAAUUAUCUUAAGAAUCUUACAGCAACCCCAGGGGGAUACAACCACUUUAUUGAAGAAUACAAGAACCUGAGAUUCAACUGCACCCCAGAAUGUUUUUCAGACAAGCCACCAUCCUAUUGUCCUGAAGCUAACAUCCUAAAAAUGAAAUCUGAGAAUGCAUGCAAUAUCAAGGAUCCCCAAGAACAAAAUGAUGACUAUCUCGUAACAGCUCUGGAUACAAAUGAAACCCUGUCUAACAAAAUAGCUGUGUGGGCCAUAGCAAAUGCUCUGAAAAACCUGCUCAAGUGCGACAAUUCCUCUUGCCUGGGAGAAAUUAACUUCCAACCAUGGAAGCUUCUCAAAGAACUGAAAAAAGUUAAGUUCAAGCUUGACGACCAAACUUUCUUCUUUGAUGACCAUGGUGAUUUUGUGAGCGGCUAUGAUCUGAUCAUGUGGGAAAAGGAUGGACAGCACAGAAGAUUUCAAAGGAUUGGGAAAUACCAUAUAUCUGAUGAACAAAUAAAACUUGAUGUGAUGAAUAUCACCUGGCUUUCAACAACCAAUGCCACAAUCCCUCAGUCAAGAUGCUCAGCACACUGCCCCCCUGGAAAAAUGAAGAAGAUCUUGAACGUAUCCUGCUGUUACAGCUGCAUCCAAUGUACAGAGGGGAACUACUCAGAUGCCUGGGAUCUUCAUGACUGCAAAAUGUGUCCCAAUGGAACUUGGUCUGGUAAGGGUUGGAGUCAGUGUAAACCAAGAGAGCUGUCCUACCUGAAAUGGAGCGAUCCUCAUCCUAUCACUAUGAUGUCAGCUGCAGCCUUUGGUGUCUUGCUCUUGUUGGCUAUCUUCGUUAUCUUUAUGGUGUACAGAAAUUCCCCACCUAUGAAAAGAGCUGAGGUGAGAUUGUCCUGCGUUAUGAUGCUUGGUCUUGCAGUGAGCUUUGCAAGUGUGAUAUGCUUCAUGGGCGAGCCCAGUGUACACCUCUGCCGGGCCCGCCAGCUAAUGUAUGCAAUGGGCUUCACUCUUUGUGUAUCCUGCAUCCUAGUCAAAGCCUAUCGUACCUUCCUGGCUUUCCUUCCCUUUGGUCGGAUAACAAACAGGCGACUACACAAACUUUACAAGCCACCUGUUAUAAUCUUUCUCAUAACUAUUCUCCAGGGGAUCAUCUGUCUUCUCUGGAUGAUAUUUGAUUCUCCUCAUAUUGAUCGCACACCUCCACCCCCAGAAAGCAUGAAGAAAGUAAUGCAGUGUAGUGAAGGCACCACAUUCAUAGGUUUUGGCAUUAUGUUGGCCUAUAUCGGCCUGCUUGCAUUGGUUGGCUUUCUCUUGGCCUUCAAAGGCAGGACUGUUCCUCAGGAGUUCAGUGAAACAGGCUACAUCAUUUUUAGCAUGCUGAUGUACUUGUUUGUAUGGGCAUGUUUUGUUCCAGUCUAUAUCAUCAAUCGUGAAAAUGCUACUACUGUGCAAGCUUCAGCCAUUUUAGUAUCCAGCUAUGGCGUCAUCUUCUGCCAUUUUUUACCCAAGUGCUACGAAGCAAUUUGGGAGUCAAAGACAGACACACUACAGAGUAUUCUGAGGAGAUGGCGAGCCCGAACAAAUCCAGAUUUUGAUUCAGAGAUAGAGGUAGGUAUAAAUACCCCUGGAAUGAGCACACUCUCAGAAUCAAGUGGCAGGAUUUCUACAUCAAGUACAACAACUAUAUUGAGGAGCUCAGGGACACUGAGCAAUGUCAGCCUAACUGAUUCAGGGGUGGUCAUAAUGCCACAAGGUCACAAUGUCUCUCCUCUGUUUAACACUCCGGGAACAGAAAUUAGACAGAGAAGUAGGAGUAUAUCUUUAUAAAACUGGUUCCUGGAAAAAAAUAUGUGUACUGAGAUUUUAUUAUACCCGUUUGCUCUUUAAACUCUUUUAAAAACUUUUAUGAGAUCUUUGUGUUCAAAAUGUAAAGUUAAAAUAUGCUUUCUGCUGAAAACCCUAUUCUGUUAUAUAGAUGACUGUAUACAAUUACAAGUUGUAUUAAAACAAAAAUGCUCAUUACAUGUUGUCUUGUUGUAAUUAGCUUACAUCACGUGCACAAUUUUUUAUGAAUCAUAAUCCAAAAUCAGAAGAGAGGAUUGAGAGAUUUUAACCUGCAAAAGUGACUGAAGUGAGAAGUGAUUUAUUUUAUUUUUUAACAGGGACUUACAUUAAUCAGCAUGCAAACACGUAAGUCUUCUGGACAACCCACUAGCCUUUUCCCCAGCAAACAUUUUAACAUAUCACAGCAGGAAAAGCACAGGUGUUCCUAAUAAUAUUAAUGAUGGCUCACUGCUGUUCAAGUGCUAGUAAUAUAUAGAGAAACAAAUAAUUUAAUAAUGCAUAUUUUUCAAUGCUGAGUUUAUUUGGAGGAGUUACUGCUAAAAUCAAAAUGAUUACUCAGUCAGGGCUGAUAGAGGAAAGCUUUAUGACUAGCGUCUAACGUGUGACGAGACGGCACUUUUUUUCCACUAGAUCCAUACAUGACAUGCCUUGCACACACCGUGCACCUGCCUCCAGAAGCUUUUGGCACCAGCUGCCAAAGGGCUUGCCAUCACUUCCAACCUCCUCCAUCCACGCCCAGUGCCAUUUAUUUUUGAUACCCUUCUCGACAUCUUUAGUGUCAUUCCUGGGCUUCAUGAACCUGUGGUCCAUCCUGUGGGUUAGGCUACAAUGCUUGUUACUGCAGGCUACAACCCUACUUCUGAUUGGUUAGUAGGCCUAAAGUAGACCUAAAGCUGCUUCUAUUGGAUUCAGAGAAAUGUCAAGAUAAAUCUGGCCAGAACGAAGGGCGUGCACUCUUUCCUUUGUUUCACAGUCAACGGCAGCAUGCCGGAGAUCCAGCGUGCAGUCAUGCAGAUACGCCAGAGAUCAGCGGGAAUGCUAUCAGCCAUGCUUAAUAAAUAAAUUAAUAUGCUCAUAUUAACAUGCACCAAAAAAAUAAAUAAAAUAAAAUAAAUAACACUACAAAUAAAUGCUGGCAUUAAUUGAUGGAUUAAUUGUGAAAAAAUUAUAUUCGCUUCUGAGUUUACCUUUGUAUUAGUUCCUCUAUCUUGAUAAUAUUAAUGAAAGCAGCAGCUAGGCUUCUUGGGUCACCAGGUCUCAGGGGAAGAUAUAUAUCUGUGUGUCAUCUGCGUAGAAAUGAAAAGAGAUAUCAUGAUGUUUGAUAUGGCCCAGUGGGAGCAUGAGGAUGAGUAAGUACCUAUGGAGACCCAGAAGGUUAUCUCUAAAAGGUAAGAGCAAAACCAACCAAGUGCAGUGUCCUUGAUGCCUUUAAGAUGGUUAAUUAAAAUAGUGUGAUCAAAAUCUGCACCAGCUGCAGUGCCUUGCAGUCAGCAACAGAACAGCUCCCAUACCAGACUGUCACACAAUUGGUGAUUGAUGGAGGAAUGCUUAACCCUAACUUAUUGGAAGUGAUAAAUCUGAUAUAUUUAAAGUAUCAAAAUUUCAUGGAUUCAAAUCAGAGGCAGGGAAAAAUCCGAGGUUGUUGAUUCUUGAAUUCAAUUUUUGUGAGUGGCAGCUGAGGGGUGUGCAGAGGGUCUAUGGUAGGAAAUGAUGGUAGUUAUAUGAGUGUGAUUUAACAUUUCCUACUGCGCUGUCGUGUCAUUCCCUCAUUUGGAUAAAGACAAACAGGCCUUGGCAAAAACAGGUGAAACUUGUUAAUAAAUGGGAUCCCAGAGGUAGCCCAGUAGUGUUUCAACCAGGUGUGUAGGGCAAAGCCUCUGGAUUCCCCUGUUGUGGGUGGGGAUGGGGCCUGAGGGGAUGAUUUUGUUACCCGUGGCUAGCAGUGAGUCUUAUUUACCUUCCCAUUUCAUUUUGUGAUUUCUUAAAUUCAUUUACUGGUAAAUGAAUUUACAGCUUCAGAGUUUUUGUAAAAGAGCUGGAAGGGAAAUGACAACACUGCAAUCUGAGGCUGUUACACAAGUGUUGGCAGAUCUUCAGAAUCAGAAUCAGAAAUACUUUAAUAAUCCCAGGGGGAGUCCAACCACUAGCAGGUCAACAGGUCAACAUCCGUCUCCAGAGCUGUUCUUUGGUUGUGAUGUGACAGGUUCAAUCCCGGUCUGCCUGGACAGUGUGGAAGCCAUUAACGGUCUGUAGUGUCCCUGUGCAGCCAUGUCUCUGUGAAGACAUCAGACUGCAUUCAUACUCUGCGUGGCUCCACGUUAGCGCGGUUAGCUCGUCCAUUUGUUGCUAGGAGACCGCACAUGUCAGUAACAACAGAGGGAGACACGGCCCAAAUCCUGUCCUCUCUAUAAGCCCGUCCCGUCCCGACCCUCCUCUGCAUCCUCAGUGUGUUUUCCUCCAGAGUUCAGCUGGUAUAUCAGCUGGUCUUGCUUCUAUGCCGGCCGGCAUUAGCGUGAUCAGCUGUUCCUGGAGUAAACAAAGUUAGCAUGUCCAGGUGGAAGCAGCAUUUUAAAAAAACAACACGAAGA
Molecule: messenger RNA, 5536 nt
Organism: Larimichthys crocea (large yellow croaker)
Lineage: Eukaryota; Metazoa; Chordata; Actinopteri; Sciaenidae
Product: G-protein coupled receptor family C group 6 member A
Exons: 6
Coding region: 99-2930 (943 amino acids)
Biological process (GO): G protein-coupled receptor signaling pathway
Cellular component (GO): plasma membrane
Molecular function (GO): G protein-coupled receptor activity
Source: RefSeq, a predicted model, not a curated record